Molecule: messenger RNA, 1235 nt
Organism: Phycodurus eques (leafy seadragon)
Lineage: Eukaryota; Metazoa; Chordata; Actinopteri; Syngnathiformes; Syngnathidae
Gene: ccdc86
Product: coiled-coil domain containing 86
Exons: 4
Coding region: 49-1014 (321 amino acids)
Cellular component (GO): nucleolus
Source: RefSeq, a predicted model, not a curated record
ACAGCUACCGAGCCAGCUUACACGUGGGGAGAGCGUUGGAAAACAGACAUGUCGGACAGCGGCGAUACACAAGCGGCACGCGUAGCGGACGAAGAUCAACACCCAGCGCUCAUGACCAUGCGGACCCGCAGCGGCCGCGUGGUGCGUCGCCCAUCCGGACUCCAGAGAACCCCGGUGACUUCCGGCAGGAGGACCAGGAGGUUCGUCAUACCGGAGCAGAAAGACCCGAUGGAACAGGCGCCGGAGCCGGUCGAGGAGAAGCCAACAGUAUGUGUCGAACCGGAGCCGGUCGAGGAGAAGCCCGCAGUAUGUGUCCUACCGGAGCCGGUCGAGGAGAAGCCCGCAGUAUGUGUCCUACCGGAGACUGUGGAGGAGAAGCCCGCAGUAUGUAUCGAACCGGAGACCGUGGAGGAGAAGCCUGCACUGUGUCUCGAGCCGGAGCCGGUGGAGCCUCGCACAGACGCCGCAGCAGAGGUGGACAUAGCCGGCCAGGUGUCCAAGGCCGCCCCGGUAGAAAAAGCCCCAACGACACCGGAGACGGAGUCGCAAUCCCCCAAGAAGAAGCCUCGUCUGGGGUCGAGUGUGAAAGCGACGGUGGUUAUUCCUCUCGGGAAGCCAAAGUCAGGCAGAGUGUGGAAGGACCGCAACAAACAGAGGUUCUCCGCGCUGGUACGAGACUCGUCGCUGUGUACCUCCUGGGAGAAGAAGAUGCAGGCCAAGCGAGAGAAGCAGCUGGUGCAGAACUACAUGUUGCAGCUGAAAGAGCAGAAAGCCAAAGUGAAAGAGGACAAGCGGAAACGGCGAGAGGAGAACUUGAAGCGACGAGCGGAGAACGAACGCAAGGCGGAGGUCGUGCAAGUGAUCCGAAACCCGGCGAAGAUCAAGAGGAUGAAGAAGAAGCAGCUGAGGCAGAUUGAAAAGCGCGACACGCUCGCUCUGCUGGAAAAGUCCAAGAACAACAACCAGAACCAGAACAACAAAACCAAGCGAGCAAAGAAAAACAAGAACAUUUGACCUGAAGACUUCUUGGCGUUCGUGCUGUUUCUCUACAGUUGAUUUAUGUACACAAGAGCUUAAAAGCUUUCUUAUUAACCGUGCGAAUCAAAACCUUUCAAAUGUUCUGCACAAAUAAUGGAGUUGUUGCUGUACAGGUCCCUCAAGUUUGGUCUCAGGCUGGGGUUUUGGGUUCUCUUUGCAUGACUUUGUUUUAAAUAAAGUAUUUCCUGUUCAUCUUU